This is a messenger RNA of Ornithodoros turicata, 1458 nucleotides long. Its product is annotated as tigger transposable element-derived protein 6-like. Lineage: Eukaryota; Metazoa; Arthropoda; Arachnida; Ixodida; Argasidae. The coding region runs from base 1 to 1458 and encodes 485 amino acids. Gene Ontology annotation, cellular component: nucleus. The record is from RefSeq and is a predicted model, not a curated record. Gene Ontology annotation, molecular function: DNA binding. The transcript has a single exon.
AUGGCUCCCGGAUGGCUCCCGCCUUCCGCUAGCAACGUGCGCAAGCGGAAGACGCUUUCAAUGGACGCUUGGAAAUCACGCGUGGAAAUGUUAUCACGCUUGGUAUCACGUGUGGUAUCACGCGUGGAAAUCAUCAACGCUGUGGCCAACGGCGAAAGGAAGAAGGAUGUCGCGGCGAGGUAUGGCAUUCCAGCGAAUUCGUUGUCUACGAUUUUGAAAUCCAAGGACAGCAUCUUUGCGGCUGUUGCUUCGGGAACCAGCACUUCACGGAAGAGACUGAAGCUUGCAACGUAUGAAGACGUAGACAAGGCAACCUUCACGUGGUUUAUGGAGAUGUUGGCGAAAGGGGUUCCGCUUACGGGAGCCAUUGUGCAGCGUCAAGCUAUAAAUUUUGCGAACAUGCUCGGCUCCGAUAACUUUAAGGCUAGCAGCGGUUGGCUCGAAAAGUCCAAGAGGAGGCACGCGAUAGUGUCAAGGGUUUUGCGUGGUGAGGCUGCGUCCGCUGACGCCUCGGGGGCCGCAUCGUGGCUUGAAGAGCACCUGACUACUAUCCUAGAAAAAUACGCCCCGGAGCACGUCUACAACGCUGAUGAAACAGCAUUGUUUUAUCAAAUGCUUCCAAAGCGUACCCUCAUGCUCAAGGGGGAGCGUUGCGAAGGCGGAAAACACAGCAAGCAACGCUUUUCUGUUUUGCUCUGUGUGAACAUGGACGGAACAGACAAGCGUGCUCCUCUGGUUAUAGGGAAAAGCAAAAAACCGCACUGCUUCAAAGGAAAAAGAAUCCCGGUGAAGUAUACUUCCAACACUAAAGCAUGGAUGUCUCGAGUGAUCUUUCGGGAGUGGGUGACGGACUUCGACCGAGACAUGGCUAAGAAAGGCAAGCAUGUCUGUCUGUUGCUUGACAACUGCUCCGCGCAUCACAUCGAGGACGUGAGUCUCACGCACGUGGAAAUCCGUUUCCUUCCCCCGAACUGCACUUCCCUUAUCCAGCCCUUGGACCAAGGAAUAAUAAACAGUAUGAAGUGUAGAUACCGUGCGCGAGUCGUCGAUAAACUCCUGUUGGACAUUCGCCUUGAAAGGGAAACGAAGGUGAAUGCGAUCCAGGCCCUCGAGAUGCUCGCAGUAGUGUGGCAGAGCGUGAAACGCGAGGUAGUCGUCAAUUCCUUCCGCAAGGCUGGAUUCUACCACAGAUUCAGUGAAGAAAAUAGGGGCUCCGACGAGUUGGAAGAAAGCGAAGACGCCGCGCCUGCCCUUGUGCACCAGUGGCAGGCACUGAGAGAAGGCGGCGGCGUACCCCUAGACAUCGAGCUACAUGACUUCCUGACCGCAGAUUCGUCCGCGGUGUGUACAGAAGAGUUGCGGGAUGAAGACAUCGUCGCAGGCCUGCGGGGUACGGCAGAUGACGGGAGCGACAACGGAUUAGCGGAAGACGCGGGCGGAGGUCAUGUGCCCUUCUGA